CGCUUCGGUGGCUUAGGUUUUGCUGUUGGGUUAGGGUUUAGAUUUGGCUCAGAUUUUGCUUUUAAAUUUUGGAUUCGUGCUGCUUCUCCGUUACGGAAUUGCACGAAGGGGUUAGGAGGUAAGGACAGCGGCUGUAGAGAUCUGCAAAAGCUUGUUUGGUAGCAUCGUCCAGAAAUACUUUGUGCUUUAUUUAUUUUUUUUCCCUUACAGAUUAACUUAACUCCUGGUAGUUUCUUAAAUUGCUUCGUAACAAAGGCAGGGAGGCUGCCAGUGCCGGUGUUGAUGCCCUGUCCCCGGGCCGGGGAGAAGCCAGCCGGUGCCACCUCUCUCGUCCUGGGGGGCCAGCAGUGUUCGCCCCGGGAGCAGGCAGCGCCGGUGCAGCCCUAGCAGGAGCCCUCCGUGCGAUGGCUGGCUCUUGCCGUUUGUAGGCUAUUAAGUACGAAUUUUUGAAAGAUCAGGGUUUGGCCUGCUGUGGAAAUGAGCGCUUUUGUUUUCUGUCUCGUGCGUGGGUAUUCGUGGCCAGCGCACUCUGGAGAACAGCGUCUCCCGCCCGUUCGGGCCCCAGUCAAAUAGAAGCUGACAGUGUCAAGAAGGGAACAGUUAUGGUAUAUGGAAGAAACACAACAUUGCUUUGGCGCAGCAUUGCCUGGAAAAAUAUUUGAGUCUCCACAAUAGCUUUCUCCUGUGAUUUCACUCCGUUCUGAAUUCAGUGGUUUUUCUGUACCAAGAUCUUUUCCUGAAUUGAAUUAAUGAGGAAUAAGUCUGUUGUUGCAGUGAUUAGCUGGUAGGUUAGAACAGCUUGUUUUAAUCGUGUGUUUAAAGUUUAUUUCUCACGCAGCUUUCCUCAGCGUUGAUGUGUCAUUGUGUAGAAGCAGCAUUAAGCUCGUGUUUGUUUUGUAAAUUAGUUAGAAGAAAACCAAGCAGGAGUAAGGAGAGCUUCUUGACUUGAGCAAGAGCUGCUUGACUUGAAGGCCUCUGAUUUGCCUCGGUAACAUGGAAAUAUUUUGAACUUUGUUUUCAGCCCAAAAAGCUAUAAGCAACUUUGGAAAUCGCGUCAAUCAUUCCAGGUGAAAGAAGUGAGAAAAAAAUGCAAACUCUCUUUUUUUCCUUCUUUUUUUUUUUUUCCCCUUUCCCAGCAAAAUCGAGUAGGAAACUUACGUUUCUAUAUUUAGCAAAUGAUGUCAUCCAGAACAGUAAGAGGAAAGGUCCUGAAUUCACAAGGGAAUUCGAAUCUGUCCUUGUGGAUGCUUUUUCUCACGUUGCCAGAGAAGCAGAUGAGGGCUGCAAAAAGCCCUUGGAACGAUUGCUUAACAUCUGGCAAGAAAGGAGCGUGUACGGCAGCGAGUUCAUCCAGCAACUGAAACUUUCUAUGGAAGACUCCAAUAGCCCCCAGACUAAAGUUGCAGAGGAGAAGAAGUCUUUAAAGCGGACUUUUCAGCAAAUACAAGAGGAGGAAGAUGAUGAUUACCCUGGGAGCUACUCACCCCAAGACCCCAGUGCUGGGCCGCUGCUGACCGAGGAUUUGAUCAAAGCCCUUCAAGACCUGGAAAAUGCAGCAUCAGGAGAUGCAACGGUGCGGCAAAAAAUUGCCUCCCUGCCUCAGGAAGUUCAAGAUGUUUCAUUACUGGAGAAAAUUACAGACAAAGAGGCAGCCGAACGUCUGUCGAAGACCGUGGACGAAGCAUGCCUGCUACUAGCAGAGUACAAUGGCCGGCUGGCAGCAGAGCUGGAGGACCGGCGCCAGCUGGCACGCAUGCUGAUUGAGUACACCCAGAAUCAGAAGGAUGUAUUGACAGAGAAGGAGAAGAAGCUAGAAGAAUAUAAACAGAAGCUUGCUCGGGUAACCCAGGUCCGCAAGGAGCUGAAAUCCCACAUCCAGAGCCUUCCAGAUCUGUCGCUGCUGCCCAAUGUCACAGGAGGUCUGGCACCUCUGCCGUCUGCUGGUGACCUGUUUUCAACAGACUAGAACAAAUGGUGUCCCCCAGUUUCCAUUGUUACCAGCAGAAGUAAGAAGACUCUGGUGUUGACUGGAAAUCCAGUCUUCCAAGAUCUACAGUAGGAAGGAACUUGCAGACCCUGCUUUCAACCUCUUGGCUGCUCACGUUCACCCCCUCUCUGCGCACUCUGGCUCACGUUGAGGGGAGGGAAAAGAGCGAGUGUGUGUGAGCUUGAAGGGAGCGGGGAUGGUCCAUAUAGGCAAACUUUUCUCAUAUUUUUCCAUGCUUUUCAGUUGCUGUUUGCUCUUAGCGCUUGUUACCCCCACAAAAGUCAUGAGAAUCAUGUACAUACCUACCUGGGAAGUUUUCAAAGAAAGGUUGACCACGCACCAUUCUUCCUCUGUAAAAGUAUUGUAUUAUUUCUGAAUAAGUCUUGUCUAUUUUAGCUGGGUUUCCGAACCUUGUCUCUGAGAGCAGGAGAGUGGCUGAUGGGCUUCGCUGGGGGCGUGCGCGUGCAGGCACUGUACCACGUCAGCGUAAGAAGGCGGCAUCUACCGAGCAAUGGUACAGAGAAAUAUUUUUCCUAAGUCUACAGUUCCUCGUUCUGCCAUGGGACUGAUGAAGGUAGUCCCUGUUCGGCGUGUGCGUAAAGUGACACUUGCCACAGGCAAUAAAAAUAAGCAGCUUUUCUUUGUGAAUUAGAGAGAGCUUCAAAAUUUACACCUUGCUGAGCAAUGCAGAACUGGAUAUUACCUAAAUUAGAGUGGAAGUAAGUUUUGUUCUAGCUACCCUAGAUUUAUACCACAUUUUUCCUCUUCAUUAUAUAAAAUUUGAUGGUCACAGAAGCUUCGAUGUAACGAACUGAGGGGGGGGGGGGAGUGGUGUAUUGCAACUGGUGGUGGCCUAGCGCCGGGUCCUGUCUGACCUGCCCUGAGGAGGCUUACAUUGGAAAUGCCAUUCUAUAAAUUCUCUCUGUAGCUUUAGUGAAGGUAUUUGAUACACAGAAGUUAAAUGUGGUAUAAAUAUUUAUUUAUCUAGAAAAUAGACCCGUAUAUAUGCACAUAUCCUGUAUGCACAUGUACCAUGUCCAUGCAUGUAGAUAGUAGAAGGAUGUACUUAAUUUUGUGUCACAGAUUAUCAUGAGUUGAUUUUUAUAAUCAGGAGAAGUUUAAAAAAAAAAAAAGAAAAAGAAGACAAAAAAGAAGGGAAAUUGGAAACCCUCUUAAUCCCAGUGUGUUGCUAGCUAAUGUUUUAGCUGCCGCCGAUGCAGCUGCAUUUCAGUUUGUGUGCAAGGUCUGGCAAGCUGGCCUCGGAUCACUGAGAACCAUUCCAAUUUGGGUAACAAUUCUGUUGAAGUUUAGCACCUCUCACUGUAAAGCAUUUUACGUUUCUGGAAACACUUGAUCUGAUAGCACGGGCUUUGUAACAGAGGGGCUGAUGUGCUGUGCUGGGUUUGUGCCUCCUUAGUCUUAAGCUGCUGUUGUCAAAGACGUGAGAGGAAACCUCCAGAAAUGCAAAGCUUGUUCUGCAUCCUCAUUAAUUUAUUUUACAGGGUGUUCGCAGCCUCUUCAGCAUUCAUCUAAAGGAAAAUAACGUGGCAUUUUUUGGUCAUUGAGUUGUUACGAAGCUCACGUCCUUUUCUUACUGACGCUUCAUUUGUCCGUUUUUUAUUUUUUAAAACUCCCUGCACCCUUACUGCCCAGCCAAGGAAUGUUUUUCUCUUCAGUUUACAGGAGAUUUUUCCAGUGGCAGAGCUGUUCUCCCCCCAGAUUGGUUUGGCUGUGCAGCCUUUUAUGGUCCAAGCAUUAUUUAGAUACAGCACUGUACAUUCUCUCCGCUUUUGCCAAAACCAAACACCCCCCCCCCCCCCUCCCCAAACCUCGAAAACCCAAACCAAAAGACUCAUUUCUGUCCUGUCUCGGCCUGCGGGGUCACCCUGAGGCUGUUCUAACC
Egretta garzetta (little egret) is the source of this 3890-nucleotide messenger RNA. RefSeq names its product regulation of nuclear pre-mRNA domain containing 1B (gene RPRD1B). Gene Ontology annotation, cellular component: RNA polymerase II, holoenzyme. Lineage: Eukaryota; Metazoa; Chordata; Aves; Pelecaniformes; Ardeidae. The transcript has 6 exons. Gene Ontology annotation, biological process: mRNA 3'-end processing. The record is from RefSeq and is a predicted model, not a curated record. Bases 1088 to 1966 code for a protein of 292 amino acids. Gene Ontology annotation, molecular function: RNA polymerase II complex binding.